UCACAACAGCUUGAUAUUUACGUUUCAGGCCUCUUUACACCGCAAAAAUGGCUGAUCCCCGCGUUGAAGAAAUCCACGAUGACGAGGUCUCCAAGACCGUUGAGGAUAGCUCCUCUGAGUCUGGCUCCGAGGCUGGCGAUGAGCCCAACAUUCCCGCCGGUGCCUCCGUCGCUGUUCACUCCCGUGGCGAGAAGAAGGCUCGCAAGGCCAUUGGCAAGCUCGGCUUGAAGCUCGUCCCUGGCAUCACCCGUGUCACUCUCCGCCGCCCCAAGAACAUCCUCUUCGUUGUCAACCAGCCCGAGGUUUACCGUUCCCCCAACAGCAACUGCUGGAUCAUCUUCGGUGAGGCCAAGAUUGAGGACCUGAACUCCCAGGCCCAGGCUUCCGCCGCUCAGCAGCUCGCUGCCUCCGAGGCCGCUGGCGACCACGCCGGUCACGACCACGAGGAGAUUCUCGGCAAGGCCAAGGCCCCCGAGGCCGAUGAUAAGAAGGAGGAUGAGGAGGAUGAUGGUGAGGAGGUUGAUGAGUCCAACCUUGAGUCCAAGGAUAUCGAGCUCGUCAUGGCACAAGCAAACGUUUCCCGCAAGAAGGCCGUCAAGGCUCUCCGUGAGAACGACAACGAUAUCGUUAACUCCAUCAUGGCCCUCAGCAUAUAAUGAGUGAUUGU
This is a messenger RNA of Penicillium coprophilum, 667 nucleotides long. Its product is annotated as nascent polypeptide-associated complex subunit alpha. Gene Ontology annotation, biological process: protein targeting to membrane. Lineage: Eukaryota; Fungi; Ascomycota; Eurotiomycetes; Eurotiales; Aspergillaceae. The transcript has 4 exons. Bases 48 to 656 code for a protein of 202 amino acids. Gene Ontology annotation, cellular component: cytoplasm; nascent polypeptide-associated complex. The record is from RefSeq and is a predicted model, not a curated record.